AUGCUGUACAAAGCUUCCGACCAUCCUCCUAUAUAUUUGACUAUAUUUUGUGGUAUUCAGCACACACUCGUGUCGCUGUCUGGAGUAAUUGCAGUAUCCCUGCUGGUUGUUGAUGUGACAUGCGCGACAUUAGACGAGAAUAUCAAAACAACUUUACUCAGCUCCACAAUGUUUAUGUGUGGCAUCUGUACAAUUUUAAUGUCACUUGUCGGAUCAAGAUUACCAUUACUACAAGGCGCUGCUGGGGAUUUCCUUAUUCCACUUCUAGCUAUGCAAGUUCUAGAUCCAACUAAAUGUGAUGUUCGUAGCGUUUUGAAUGAUUUCAACAGUUCCACUACAGCACCAAACAUCAGUUUUGACGACGCUGUGUACCAGUAUGACUUUAUUGUGAAUAACAUUCGAGACUUACAGGGGAGUUUAAUAGCUGCAGGCACCUGUCAGUUUCUUAUUGGAGCAACCGGAAUAGUCAGCUUACUGUUGAAAUUCAUUGGACCAAUUACCAUUGUCCCUACAUUGUUUCUAAGUUGUGUCUUUAUAGUUCGUGCAUGUGUAAAGUUUGCAAAAGUUAACUGGGGAGUUGCAAUGAUGGUUGUUGUGAUUGCUCUAGUUUUAUCGUUAUACCUAAGUCACCGUAAGACACCAAUACCAUUAUGGACAAAGAAAAAAGGUUUCCAUAUUCUAUGGUUUCCUUUGCAUCAAGUCUAUUCAAUUUUAAUAGCAAUAUUAGUUGGAUGGCUGGUUUGUGGAAUCAUGACAGCAGCGGGUGCGUUCGAACCAGAUGAUAUUUACGCAAGAACAGAUUCCCGAUUAGAUGUUAUAAGAGACGCAGCAUGGUUCAAAUUUCCAUAUCCAGGGCAGUUUGGAAGGAUAUCAUUUAGCACCAGUGUAUUUGCCGGUUUUAUGAUCGGAACAAUCACUUCAAUACUUGAUUCCAUUGGUGACUAUUAUGCAUGCGCAAAGAUGUGUAACCUCCCGCCUCCUCCUGCACACACUGUCAACAGAGGGAUAGCAAUAGAGGGAUUUUGCAGUUUGAUAGCAGGGUUUCUGGGAUGUGGGCACGCAACCACGACCUAUGGUGGAAAUAUUGGCGCAAUUGGAGUCACAAGAGUUGCCAGUCGAGAUGUCUUUAUUGCCACUGGGGUUAUAUAUUUUAUAUUUGGACUUAUAGGGAAGAUAUCAGCUGUUUUUCUAAUAAUCCCUUACCCUGUACUUGGCGGUGCUCUUAUUGUAAUGUUUGGUAUGUUCAACGGUGUUGUACUGUCAAAUCUACAGGUGGUAUCACUAAGUUCUACCAGAAACCUUGCUAUCAUAGGGACAGCUAUCCUGUUUGGAUUAAUGAUACCAUAUUGGUUGGAGACAAAUCCUGAUGCAAUACAAACAGGAUCUACAUCAAGAGAUGGUGUAAUAAAGAUGUUAUUAGUCAAUCCAAAUCUUUGUGGAGGUGUUGUGGCUUGUCUUUUAGACAACACAGUGAGAGGAACACUAGAGGAGAGGGGUAUAGCUGCUUGGCAAAAAAUGGUAGACGACAAAGCAGACGACAAAGCAGACGUGAAUGACGAGUACGAUUGUGAUGCUAGUUUCUACGAUAUUUAUAUUCCAGAAAAUUGGAAACAAUCUAAGCUUGUUCAAAUUUUACCGUUUCUUCCAUCAUAUAAAAAAUGAAAUUU
Molecule: messenger RNA, 1667 nt
Organism: Mytilus trossulus (common blue mussel)
Lineage: Eukaryota; Metazoa; Mollusca; Bivalvia; Mytilida; Mytilidae
Product: solute carrier family 23 member 2-like
Exons: 11
Coding region: 1-1662 (553 amino acids)
Biological process (GO): transmembrane transport
Cellular component (GO): membrane
Molecular function (GO): transmembrane transporter activity
Source: RefSeq, a predicted model, not a curated record